AUGGUGGUGAUUGUUACGGCUGCUCCAGUAAAAGAUCCAGAAGAAAAAGAGUCAAGAAGGCAUGACUUGAGUAAAGAUAAGGAGUCACUUCUGAAAAGGCUCCAAGAUCUAGAAAGCGAGAUUACUGGAAGAAGAUCAAAUGAAGAUUUGAAUUUAAAAGCAGAUUCCUCCAAUAAGAGAGCAGAGUCAGCAAGGUCAGAGGUCAAAGCAAGCAUUCUUAAUUCUGCUUUAAAGAGAGGCUCAAUUCCAAAGGCUGUUGAAGAUCCAGAGGUUCCCAGCGAUGACAAUGAGAUAACUGACUAUGAGCCCUACAAAGAAGCUUUAAAACGUCUCCUGGAUGAUGAGAUUGAGCGUGGCCAUUUUGUCGAUCAACCUUUCGAUGAUAAUGACGUUGGACAAGAAACAGUUGCUGAUGAUGAGGUUGAGAUUGGUGGAAGUGAUUUAAAAUCAAUGUUUGACGAUCUCGACAUUGAUGAUCUGAAACAGUUACUCAAAGCCAUCAAGCAAAACAAACAAGCUUCUGAGGAAGAAGGAGAAGAAGACGACAAUAAGAUUGAGGAGGGGGAGGAGGAGGAGGAGGAGGAGGAGGAGGAUGGAGCUGGGGGAUUCCUUCAAGACAUUAGCGUUGACGAAUUGCAGAAACUUGCAGAUGAUAUCAGAGAAAAAAACAAAGAUGGUGUGUGGACAGAGGAAGAAUUACAAGAAGCAACAGAAGUGUUUGUGAGUCGUCUCAGCAUCAGAGAUCUUCAACAAAUACUAGCUGCUCUAAGAGUAAAGAAUCAACUUGUACCCUCUUCCUCCUCAGAGGAAACAGAAGAAGUUGGAAUGACAGAUGAAGAAUUGAACGAUGCAAUUGCAGCUCUUGUUAGCCAUGUCAGCACGGCUAAUCUCAAAAGAAUACUGGCAGCUAUACGAGCAAGGAAACAAGAUGAAAGUGAAGAGGAGGAUGAGUCUUCUAGUUCUAGUUCUAGUUCUAGUUCUAGUUCUAGUUCUAGUUCUAGUUCUAGUUCUAGUUCUAGUUCUAGUUCUAGUCAAGACGACAGUGAAGGAUCCUCAUCCAGUGACAUGGAUUCAGCCAGUAAUGGAUCCUCAUCAAAUGACAGAGAAACUCAACGUCAUAUUUCUGAAGAGGAAGUGAUGACAUCACUGAUGAACUUUCUAUCUGGUCUGAGUUCAAAGGAUUUGAACAAAACCUUACUUGCUGUACAGAUGAAGAAACUGGCCAUGAAAGAAGCAUCAGAGAAAGUAGCAUCAGAGUACCUCGGAAAUUAUGCAAAUAAUGAGGAGAAAAAUGAGGAGACAGAGGCGGAGAAAAAUGAGGAGGAGGUUUCCAGCAGUAGUUCCACACUAGAACCAGGACCUUGUGCCGUUGAGAAACACGCUGUCUUAGAGAUCAUAGAGGGCGCUAGACUCAACGGAACCCCUCUCCUUGGAGCCGAAGUACCCAACUGCGACGACGAUGGGUUUUAUGAUGACAUUCAGUGCUCUGGAUCUAUGUGUUACUGCGUUGACAAACUUGGUGCAGCCACAGAGGGAGAAACUACAUUGUGGAAGGCAGAAUCACUGAAAUGCAACCAGGAACAAGAUGGGCCUACUAAGAUUGUGACAACUGAUGAAGCUGAGAAUGAGGAGGGUGUUGAUGAAGUCUCAGAUGAGGUUGAGGAAAAGGAAAAGGAUGCAGGAGAAGAGAAGUUGGAACAAGUUGAGAAAGAUCUCUUAGAAAUGUUAAAACAGCAGAAACGUCAGAAGACGAAGAAUGAAUUACUCAACAUGUAGAUGACAUCUUUAGGUCAAAGUUCACAUACAAUGACAUCAUAAGGCAAGGCAACAGUAAAUUUGAACUUGAAAUGUACAUCUCCCGUUUUGAAGACAAGUCCCAGUUUUGAAAUUACAAUGUCAAUGCACACACUUUUUCGUUCUUUCUUUUGUAGAAGUUUUGUUAGUGUAAUUAUAAAUUGCUUCGUCUGUAUAUAGCUUUUAAGAAUUGUAAAUGGAAAUAUUUUUAGUAUUUAAUUUGUAUGACCCUCUUCAAAUAAUGCCUCUUUUGGAUGAUAUCAGUACUGCUAAGACAAACCACAGUACAUGUAUAUCAUAGGUUCGUGUUGAUGGGUUUUUAGUUGUUUUAAUUUAUAAGACAGACUGUUUAGAACACCCACAUAGUGGGUGUCAUCUUGCAAUGGUGUAUAAAUGUCUUUGGGGAUUGCUUAUGUCUCAUGCCAUUUGAUUCAAUUAAAGUAAAAACUUCAGUUUGCAGUGCAGACAAAUUCUGAUCAUCUUUGAACCGCGUAUUACUAAACUCUGCAACAGUAUCAUUAUGAGCAAGUUCCCAGCUUGCCAAAUUGUAAGUUCCAAACCAAUUAGCCAUAAUUUUAUUGCACCGAUUUUAGCGACCGAUUUGUUUACCAAUACCAAGCAUGUAGUCUUGGCAAAAUGAUUAACCAAGUAACUGAAAACGGUAGUCGUGACUCGUCUAAGCAACCAA
Messenger RNA from Asterias rubens (European starfish), 2482 nucleotides. Its product is annotated as suppressor protein SRP40-like. Gene Ontology annotation, biological process: establishment of protein localization to extracellular region. Lineage: Eukaryota; Metazoa; Echinodermata; Asteroidea; Forcipulatida; Asteriidae. The record is from RefSeq and is a predicted model, not a curated record. The transcript is spliced from 17 exons. The coding region runs from base 1 to 1776 and encodes 591 amino acids.